AUGCAUUCCGAUGCAUUCGAUGUGAUACCAUACGAUGACAUUAAAGGCGAUUGGAAAAAGCUGGGCUCAGGCUCCUUCGGUAAUGUCUACAAAGGGACUUACCUUGGUAUCGAUGUUGCCAUCAAGGAAGUUCUCCCCUCUACCGAAUACGACGUCGCCAAAUACUUUGAGCGUGAAUGGCGCCUCAUGAAAGAAUGUCGGCACCCCAACAUUUGUCUCUUCAUUGGUCUUAGUCGCGCACCCGCCCCUGAUAACCGAAUCUUCAUCAUCUCAGAGUUCAUUGAGAACGGGAAUGUACGCAUAUAUAUUCACGACAAGAGCAAGCCCUUCCCAUGGCGACUCCGUCUCUCCUUCGCCACCGACGUCGCGCGGGCUUUGGCCUAUCUGCAUGCACGAAGAUGUAUCCACCGCGAUCUCAAGGGCGAGAACCUUCUGGUGACAUCCAACGGCCGUCUCAAGAUUACCGAUUUUGGGUUCGCCCGCAUCGCUGCCCGGAAUGAGGAAGAAUCGAAACGACUGACAUUCUGCGGCACGGACUCCUAUAUGUCCCCUGAAAUCCUUUUAGGCGAUGAGUUCGAUUUGUCCACCGACAUCUUCUCACUGGGCAUCAUCUUCUGCGAAAUUGGUGCUCGCAAGCUGGCGGACGACCACCACUUUAAGCGGCACCCACCGACGUUCGGCAUCGAUGCCGGCGAGGUGAAGAAACUCAUGAGCGCAGGAUACCCGGAGGAUUUCUACCAGCUCUGCAUCGACUGUUGCGCGACAGAUCCGAAGGACCGACCUACGACGCGCGACAUUCUUGAUCGACUGAGGGCUAUCGAAGCCGAGGUUCUCUCCCGCCCAGAUGAAGGAACCGACAUGCAUUUGGGCAGUGUGAGGUUUAUGACGGGUGGUAAGCGACCCACAGGAGCCCCUCGUAUUCCCAGCUUUGGCGUAGGCGUCGGCAAGGAUAUCCGGAGCGGGACGAGCACCGACGAGAGCGACGAGGAGCUUAUGGAGGCUGUCAUGGGCUUGAAUGGAGUCGAUCUCAAUAGCAGCUGGAGUGAAUCGUCGUCAAUGAGUAAAGAGCCGUUACUCAACCGCGAAGGGACUGAAUACAGCACAACCGUGGUCAAGUCGCAACAAGGCCCUCCUCCGUCUUUCUCUUCCGUCCUAACGAUCAGACCCUCGCCUGACCCGAAUCAAACUCCAGAUCCCAUCCUCCCAGCAACGCCUCCCUCAGGCUCCCCUUCUCCUCGCCCCUCCACAAUCAACGGGCGUGCCGCCUCAUAUAUCGACCCCCUCGGCACUGACUCGAUCAUGUCUAUCGCCACUUUAGAUUCGUACCACACAGUAGCAACGCCAUCGACCAUCUCCAGCGCUUUCGCCACAGAGGGCGGGUCGACGAUCCGCUCCCUUCACGGCAACUUUGUCGCGCCACUCGUGCACCGGUUCACGCUCCUGAAGCCAGGCAAGCAGAAACGGAGCAGCGGGUCGGUGUCGCCCCACCGUGGGCCGGGGUCAGAACGAGUGGAAAACGCCGGCUGGAACCCGCUCGAGAUGCUCUUCUCCAGCGGGCUCCUUGUGGGCAAAUGCGAUCUGUGUAAUAAGCGAAUUGGGUGGAAGCCCGUGUUGGAAUGUGAUGAUUGUGGUCUGAGGACACAUGUCAAGUGUGGAGAGCUCGCGCCUCGCGAUUGCGGUCUCCGUCCUGCCCGUCCUGGUGCCUCCCAGUCGCCCCUCAGUGCCGUCUCGCCCCUCUCCAAAGUAAAGCAUAGCGCUGCCCUCGUACACGAAGAAAUGAAGGCUACGUCUGCCACGCCAGUCAGGCGGUAA
This is a messenger RNA of Cyclocybe aegerita, 1812 nucleotides long. NCBI's taxonomy places the organism in Eukaryota, Fungi, Basidiomycota, Agaricomycetes, Agaricales, Hemipholiotaceae. The record is from the annotation of a GenBank genome assembly.